Colossoma macropomum (tambaqui) is the source of this 1641-nucleotide messenger RNA. It is a transcript of the gene opn4b, whose product is annotated as opsin 4b. Gene Ontology annotation, biological process: visual perception; G protein-coupled receptor signaling pathway. The transcript is spliced from 10 exons. Gene Ontology annotation, molecular function: G protein-coupled receptor activity. Bases 7 to 1641 code for a protein of 544 amino acids. The record is from RefSeq and is a predicted model, not a curated record. Lineage: Eukaryota; Metazoa; Chordata; Actinopteri; Characiformes; Serrasalmidae. Gene Ontology annotation, cellular component: membrane.
GUGGCCAUGGUUCAGGAUAGCCAAUAUCCAUUUCCCACUGUGGACGUUCCAGACCAUGCCCACUAUACUAUCGGUUCCGUCAUCUUAGUAAUUGGCAUCACCGGCAUGGUGGGCAACUUCCUGGUCAUGUACGCCUUCUGCAAGAGUAGAAGCCUGAGAACGCCAUCCAACAUGUUUAUUAUUAACCUGGCCAUCACCGACUUCCUGAUGUGUAUCACUCAGACACCUAUAUUCUUCAUCACCAGCAUGCACAAGAGAUGGAUCUUUGGGGAGAAAGGCUGUGAGUUGUAUGCGUUUUGUGGUGCUCUGUUUGGGAUGUGCUCCAUGAUCACGCUUGUGGUCAUCGCGGUGGAUCGAUACUUCGUAAUCACUCGCCCUCUGGCCUCCAUCGGCAAGAUGUCACACAAGCGCGCCCUCAUCAUCCUCGUUAUUGCCUGGCUGUACACCAUGUGCUGGAGUCUUCCUCCCUUCUUUGGAUGGAGUGCUUACGUUCCUGAGGGACUGUUGACCUCCUGCACAUGGGACUACAUGACCUUCACUCCAUCUGUACGCGCCUACACAAUGCUGCUCUUCGUCUUCGUCUUCUUUAUCCCUCUGUUUGUCAUUAUGUACUGCUACUUCUGCAUCUUCCGUGCCAUUCGGAACACGACCAGCGCUGUGGGGAAAAUCAGUGCAGAAGGGGGAACUACCAAAGACUCAAUCAAAAAGUUCCACCGAAUGAAGAGUGAGUGGAAGAUGGCGAAGGUGGCUCUCAUAGUUAUCCUACUGUAUGUUAUCUCCUGGUCUCCAUACUCCUGUGUGGCUCUGACUGCUUUUGCAGGUUAUGCUGACAUGCUUACACCCUACAUGAAUUCUGUUCCUGCUGUGAUAGCCAAGGCUUCAGCUAUUCACAACCCCAUCAUUUACGCCAUCACACACCCCAAAUACAGGUCUGCUUUAGCCAAGUACAUCCCAUGUCUAGGAGUACUGUUGUGUGUGCCACGUAGAGACAGGUUCACUAGCAGCAGCUUCAUGUCCACACGUCGUUCCACCGUCACCAGCCAGUCAUCCGAGAUCAGCAGCAACCUGCGACGCACCAGCAAGACCCGCCUAUCCUCUGUGUCUGACAGCGAGUCUGGUUUGACAGAUACAGAAGCAGACCUGUCCAGCGCAACAUCGCGUUCUGCCAGUCGUCAGGUGUCGUAUGAUAUCCGUAAGGAGCUGACGGACUUUAGACAGAGCAGCUCUCUGAAGGUAAAGGCCAAGGGCCAAAACUCAGGCGGCUUCGACAGAAACUGCAGCCAGAGCCCUUCAGAGCCAGGUCUGAACCUCACCACCUGUGCUUACAUCAGUACUAUGGCAGAUAAAGAUGACAUCUCCAUGACCGAAGUUAGCCCGUCCAAUCAUCUGCCGCCCACUCCUCGUGUGAUCUCGGAGCAGGCCGAGCAUAAGAACCUCUCAGCUCUGAUUCCAUCCAUCGUUGUAACCUCUGAGUCCAGUCAUGCCCUGCAGUUUGACGGGGCCAGUGGGCACCCUUCUAAAUGCCUCCCCGGGGCCUCCACAGUGGCCUCUGUCACCAUGGAGCCCUUCGGGUUGGACAACAGGAAAAAUUCCCAGCCAGACAGUAUAACAAACACGGCUGUUCCUCUGGACAGAAUCUGA